Molecule: messenger RNA, 9225 nt
Organism: Rhincodon typus (whale shark)
Lineage: Eukaryota; Metazoa; Chordata; Chondrichthyes; Orectolobiformes; Rhincodontidae
Product: talin-2-like
Exons: 54
Coding region: 100-7596 (2498 amino acids)
Biological process (GO): cell-cell adhesion
Cellular component (GO): plasma membrane; focal adhesion; ruffle
Molecular function (GO): actin filament binding; integrin binding; structural constituent of cytoskeleton
Source: RefSeq, a predicted model, not a curated record
GGAAAUCUUUUCCAGCUGUGAAACUCAGGACAGAAGGUAGAGGAUCAACAUCCCGGGUUUGAGGUGUGGUGAGGGCCUGAUCUCUGUUUACUUGGCACCAUGGUGGCCCUGUCGCUGAAGAUUUGUGUCCGCCAGUGCAAUGUCGUCAAGACGAUGCAGUUCGAGCCCUCCACUGUGGUUUACGAUGCCUGUCGUAUUAUCCGAGAGCGCGUGCCUGAGGCUCAAAUUGGCCAAGCCUCUGAUUAUGGAUUGUUCCUGUCUGAUGAUGAUCCAAGGAAAGGGAUCUGGCUCGAAGCUGGCCGCACUCUGGAUUAUUACAUGCUUCGGAAUGGGGACAUCCUGGAGUAUAAGAAAAAGCAGAGACCUCAGAAAGUGAGAAUGCUGGAUGGGGCAGUGAAGACGGUCAUGAUUGAUGAUUCCAAGACCGUUGGUGAACUACUCGUCCCCAUUUGCAGUCGAAUAGGCAUCACAAAUUAUGAAGAGUACUCCUUGAUUCAAGACAUUGUUGAAGAGAAAAAGGAAGACGGAACAGCGACACUGAAGAGAGACAGAACACUGCACCGGGAUGAGAAGAAGAUGGAGAAGUUAAAAGCAAAGCUUCACACUGAUGAUGAUUUGAACUGGUUGGAUCACAGUCGAACCUUCCGAGAGCAGGGUGUCGACGAAAACGAAACACUGUUGCUAAGACGCAAGUUCUUUUACUCUGACCAGAAUGUCGAUUCCCGAGAUCCAGUGCAGCUGAACCUGCUGUAUGUCCAGGCUCGAGAUGAUAUUCUGAACGGAUCCCACCCAGUCUCCUUUGAAAAAGCCUGUGAAUUCGGGGGCAUUCAGGCUCAAAUCCAGUUUGGACCCCACGUGGAACACAAGCACAAGCCUGGAUUUCUUGAUUUGAAGGAGUUCUUGCCAAAGGAGUACAUUAAGCAGAGGAAUGCGGAGAAGAAGAUCUUUCAGGAACACAAGAACUGCGGGGAAAUGACCGAGAUUGAAGCAAAAGUUAAAUAUGUUAAGUUGGCUCGCUCACUCCGAACCUAUGGGGUGUCAUUCUUUUUGGUGAAGGAAAAAAUGAAGGGGAAGAACAAGUUAGUUCCACGACUCCUGGGCAUUACCAAGGAUUCAGUGAUGCGCGUCGAUGAAAAGACCAAAGAAGUGAUGCAGGAAUGGCCCCUCACAACCGUCAAACGCUGGGCAGCCUCUCCAAAGAGCUUCACUCUGGAUUUUGGAGAAUACCAGGAAAGCUACUAUUCUGUUCAGACGACAGAGGGUGAACAGAUCUCUCAGCUAAUCGCUGGUUAUAUCGACAUCAUCCUCAAGAAGAAGCAGAGUAAGGAUCGAUUUGGACUGGAAGGAGAUGAAGAGUCAACGAUGCUGGAAGAAUCGGUUUCUCCAAAAAAAUCCACCAUAUUGCAGCAGCAGUUUAAUAAGACGGGGAAGAUCGAGCAUGCGUCCGUGGCGCUGCCUGCUGUGAUGAGGCCGGGCGCCGGUGGGCCAGAGAGCUUCAACACGGGCACGAUGCCAGUUCCGCAGCAACAGAUCCUGAGUGGGCAAAUGCACCGGGGCCACAUGCCCCCACUGACGUCAGCACAGCAAGCAUUAAUGGGAACCAUUAACUCCAGUAUACAGGCGGUUCAACACGCUCAGUCUGACCUGACUGAGAUAGAUAAUUUACCCCCACUCGGGCAGGACAUGGCAUCCAAGGUGUGGGUCCAGAACAAGGUGGAUGAAUCGAAGCACGAAAUCCACUCGCAGGUUGAUGCGAUCACAGCAGGGACGGCCUCCGUGGUCAACCUCACGGCUGGAGAUCCUGCAGACACUGAUUACACUGCAGUGGGCUGUGCCAUCACCACCAUUUCUUCGAAUCUGACGGAGAUGUCAAAGGGUGUGAAGAUGCUGGCAGCUCUCAUGGAUGAUGACAUUGGCAGUGGGCAGGACCUGUUGCGUGCUGCGAGGACAUUGGCUGGUGCUGUGUCUGAUCUGCUGAAGGCAGUUGAGCCUUCAUCGGGGGAGCCUCGGCAGACUGUCCUGACAGCGGCUGGAAGCAUUGGCCAGGCCAGUGGAGACCUCUUGCGGCACAUUGGAGAGAGCGAGACGGACGAGCGAUUCCAGGAUGUGCUGAUGAGUUUGGCCAAGGCAGUGGCGAAUGCGGCCGCCAUGUUGGUCCUGAAGGCGAAGAAUGUGGCCCAGGUGGCCGAAGACACGGUGCUGCAAAACCGGGUGAUCGCUGCCGCCACACAGUGUGCCCUGUCUACCUCCCAGCUGGUCGCCUGUGCGAAGGUGGUCAGUCCAACCAUCAGCUCGCCCGUGUGCCAGGAGCAGCUGGUGGAGGCUGGGAAGCUGGUGGACCGCUCGGUCGAGGGCUGUGUCAAGGCCUGCCAGGCAGCUACGGAGGACACCGAGCUCCUGAAGCAGGUCAGCGCCGCGGCAAGCGUGGUUAGCCAGGCCCUCAACGACCUCCUCCAGCACGUGCGCCAGUACGCCAGCAGAGGGGAGCCCAUUGGGCGCUACGACCAGGCGACUGACACCAUCAUGACUGUGACCGAGAGCAUCUUCAGCUCCAUGGGUGAUGCAGGGGAGAUGGUUCGACAGGCGCGAGUCUUGGCCCAGGCCACGUCAGAUUUGGUGAACGCCAUGAGGUCAGACGCAGAGGCGGAGAGCGAUGUCGAUAACUCAAAGAAGCUACUAGCAGCUGCGAAGCUAUUGGCUGAUUCCACGGCGAGGAUGGUGGAAGCUGCAAAGGGUGCAGCCGCAAAUCCAGAAAACCAGGACCAACAGCAGAAACUGCGGGAAGCAGCGGAAGGCCUGCGAGUCGUCACCAACUCAGCUGCUCAGAACGCCAUCAAAAAGAAGCUGAUUAAUCGGCUUGAGAAUGCAGCCAAACAAGCAGCUGCUGCCGCAACACAAACUAUUGCAGCUUCACAGAAUGCAUCAUCGUCCAAUAAGAACACGGCCGCCCAUCAACAACUGGUCCAAAGCUGUAAGGUUGUUGCUGAUUAUAUUCCUCAGUUGGUGCAAGGUGUGCGAGGGAGCCAGGCUGAGCCUGAGAAUCUUAAUGCCCAACUCGCCUUGAUUAUUGCCAGCCAGAACUUCCUUCAGCCUGGAAGCAAGAUGGUCUCCUCCGCUAAAGCUGCAGUGCCUACAGUCGCUGACCAGGCCGCUGCCAUGCAGCUUGGCCAAUGCGCCAAGAAUCUUGCCACGAGCCUGGCUGAGCUCCGAACGUCUGUACAAAAGGCUCAUGAGACGUGUGGUCCCAUGGAAAUUGACUCCGCACUGCAGUCGGUGCAGACUCUGAGGAACGAACUACAGGAUGCCAAGAUGGCAGCAGCAGAUGGACAACUGAAGCCGUUGCCAGGGGAGACGCUGGAGAAAUGUGCACAGGAUCUGGGAAGUACGUCCAAGGCUGUUGGCUCUUCAAUGGCACAGCUCCUCACCUGUGCAGCUCAAGGCAAUGAACAUUAUACAGGUAUCGCUGCACGGGAAACAGCACAAGCUCUCAAGACACUGGCAUCAGCUGCUCGUGGUGUGGCAGCUUCGACUGAGAACUCUCCGGCUCAGAGCUCCAUGUUGGACACGGCCCGGGAUGUGAUGGACGGAUCUGCCCUGCUGAUCCAGGAAGCCAAGCACACGCUGGCUUCACCCGGAGAUGCUGAGAGCCAGCAGAGGCUGGCACAGGUGGCUAAGUCGGUCUCACACUCGCUGAACAACUGUGUGAACUGUUUGCCAGGGCAGAAGGAUGUGGACAUGGCACUUAAGAGCAUUGGAGAAUCCAGCAAAAAGCUGCUGGUCGACUCGUUGCCACCGAGCACCAAGAGUUUUCAGGAGGCGCAGAGCGAGUUGAAUCAAGCUGCUGCGGGUCUGAAUCAGUCAGCGGGGGAGGUGGUCCAUGCCUCCCGAGGGACUAGCAGGCAAUUGGCUGCUGCGUCCGGCAAAUUCAGCGAAGAUUUUGACGAGUUUCUGGAUGCAGGCAUCGAAAUGGCUGGACAAGCUCAGACAAAGGAGGGUCAGAUCCAGGUCAUUGGUAACUUGAAGAAUAUCUCCAUGGCUUCCAGCAAACUGCUCCUCGCUGCCAAGUCGCUAUCUGUUGAUUCUGCUGCACCCAAUGCCAAGAAUCUCCUGGCAGCAGCUGCCCGGGCUGUGACUGAGAGCAUCAAUCAGCUGAUUACUCUCUGCACCCAGCAGGCUCCUGGUCAGAAGGAGUGUGACAACGCUCUCCGAGAACUUGAGACUGUCAAAGGCAUGCUGGAAAAUCCCAAUGACCCUGUCAGUGACCUCUCCUAUUUUGACUGCAUUGAGAGUGUGAUGGAGAAUUCCAAGGUCCUCGGAGAGGCUAUGACAGGGAUCUCUCAGAAAGCCAAGACCGGUGAUCUUCCAGCAUUUGGGGAAUCUGUUGGCAUCGCCUCCAAGGCGCUGUGUGGCCUGACAGAGGCAGCGGCUCAGGCUGGUUAUCUGGUUGGGAUAUCGGAUCCCAACAGCCAAGCUGGGCACCAGGGCCUAGUGGAUCCCAUCCAGUUUGCUCGAGCUAAUCAGGCGAUCCAGAUGGCAUGCCAGAAUCUGGUGGAUCCAGCGAGUAGCCCAUCACAGGUGCUGUCUGCCGCCACCAUCGUCGCCAAACACACUUCGGCGUUGUGCAACGCUUGCCGGAUCGCCUCCUCCAAAACCGCCAACCCCGUCGCCAAGCGGCACUUCGUCCAGUCGGCCAAGGAAGUUGCCAAUAGCACUGCCAACCUCGUGAAGACCAUCAAGGCUCUUGAUGGUGACUUCUCUGAAGAGAAUCGAGACAAGUGUCGGGCAGCCACUUCUCCUUUAAUCGAGGCUGUGGAAAAUCUGACGGCGUUUGCCUCCAACCCUGAGUUUGUCAGCAUCCCGGCCCAGAUUGGAGCUGAGGGUGCUCAGGCCCAGGAACCAAUCCUUGCUGCUGCUCGCUCAAUGCUCGACAGCUCAUCGUCGCUCAUCAAAAGUGCCCGAUCACUCGCGAUCAACCCAAAAGAUCCACCCACUUGGUCCAUUCUGGCAGGACAUUCCCGUACAGUGUCAGACUCCAUCAAGAGCCUCAUCACCUCUAUCAGGGACAAGGCUCCAGGCCAGCGGGAGUGUGACAGCUCCAUUGACAACAUUAACAAGUGCAUCCGGGAGAUCGAGCAAGCCUCAUUGGCUGCAGUCAGCCAGAACCUGCCCACCAGAGACGACAUUUCCCUGGAGGCCUUGCAGGAACAGAUGAGCUCCACCGUGCAGGAAAUUGGGCACCUGAUUGACCCGAUAACCACGGCAGCUCGUGGAGAAGCUGCACAGCUUGGCCAUAAGGUCACUCAGCUGGCCAGUUACUUUGAACCGUUGACCCUGGCCUCUAUCGGUGUGGCAUCAAAGCUUCUUGACCACCAGCAGCAGAUGACCGUGUUGGACCAAACCAAGACCCUGGCAGAGUCUGCAUUGCAAAUGCUCUAUGCUGCCAAAGAAGGUGGUGGUAACCCCAAGGCUGUGCACACACACGAUGCGAUUACAGAGGCAGCUCAGCUCAUGAAAGAAGCAGUGGACGAUAUCAUGGUGACCCUGAAUGAAGCUGCCAGUGAUAUAGGAAUGGUCGGAGGUAUGGUCGAUGCCAUCGCUGAUGCAAUGAACAGACUGGAUGAAGGCACACCUCCGGAACCUGAGGGAAACUUUGUGGACUAUCAAACCACGAUGGUGAAAUAUUCCAAGGCGAUUGCAGUCACAGCUCAGGAGAUGAUGUCCAAAUCUGUCACCAGCCCUGAGGAGUUGGGUGGCUUGGCCUCCCAGGUGACCACCGACUAUGGCCACCUUGCGCAUCAAGGACGCCUUGCUACGGCCACAGCUGACACUGAGGAGAUUGGAUUCCAGAUUAAGACCCGUGUGCAGGACCUUGGUCACGGCUGUAUAUUCCUGGUACAAAAAGCUGGUGCUGUGCAGAUCAGUCCCACCGACAGCUUUACAAAGAGAGAGCUCAUCGAAUGUGCCCGUGCAGUGACUGAGAAGGUCUCCCUGGUUCUGUCUGCCCUGCAAGCGGGCAACAGGGGCACACAGGCCUGUAUCACUGCAGCCAGCACCGUGUCUGGUAUCAUCGGAGACCUGGACACCACCAUUAUGUUCGCCACAGCCGGUACUCUCAACGCGGAGAAUGAUGAGUCGUUUGCAGACCACAGAGAGAACAUCCUGAAAACAGCCAAGGCCCUGGUUGAAGACACCAAGUUCCUGGUGUCCGGGGCUGCCUCAAGCCAGGAGAAGUUGGCACAGGCUGCUCAGUGCUCAGUCAACACCAUUACCCAGCUGGCAGAGGUGGUGAAGCAGGGAGCAACCAGCCUCGGCUCCAGUGACCCAGAAACACAGGUGGUGCUCAUCAAUGCCGUGAAGGAUGUGGCAAAGGCUUUGACUGACCUUAUCAGCGCCACAAAAUGUGCGGCUGGCAAACCUGCUGACGAUCCAUCGAUGUACCAGCUGAAGAGCGCGGCUAAGGUAAUGGUUACAAAUGUCACGUCCCUCCUGAAAACAGUGAAAGCUGUGGAGGAUGAGGCCACACGAGGCACCAGGGCACUUGAGGGAACGAUAGAGAGCAUCAAACAGGAGCUGGCGGUUUUCCAGUCGAAGGAGGCACCAGCAAAGACCUACUCCCCAGAAGAAUUUAUCCGGAUGACAAAGGGCAUCACAACAGCAACUGCCAAGGCAGUGGCAGCAGGUAAUUCCUGUCGCCAGGAUGAUGUGAUUGCAACAGCCAACCUCAGCCGGAAGGCAAUCAUCGACAUGCUGACUGCCUGCAAGCAAGCUGCAUACCACGCAGAGGUGGGGGAGGAUGUCCGAAACCGAGCCUUACGCUUUGCUACUGAAUGCACUGUUGGCUACAUGGAGUUACUGGAGCACGUCCUUGUGAUUGUUCAGAAGCCCACAGCAGAGCAGAAGCAGCAGCUAUCUGGAUAUUCCAAGCGGGUAGCAGCAGCAGUUACUGAACUGAUCCAGACAGCAGAAGCCAUGAAAGCUGCGUACGGGAAACAUACAGCUGCGCACGGGAAACAUACAGCUGUGCAUAUGAAACAUACAGCUGCGCACGGGAAACAUGCAGCUGCACACGGGAAACAUACAGCUGUGUUGGGGAAACAUACAGCUGCGCAUGGGAAAGAUGCAGCUGCGCACGGGAAACAUACAGCUGCGCAUGAGAAACAUACAGCUGCGCACGGGAAACAUGCAGCUGCACACAGGAAAGAUGCAGCUGCACACAGGAAACGUACAGCUGUGCAGCGGAAACAUACAGCUGCGCAUGGGAAGCAUACAGCUGUGCACGGGAAACAUACAGCUGCACACAGGAAACAUACAGCUGCACACGGGAAACAUACAGCUGUGCAGACUGCAGGAAACGCAGUGAAGCGGGCGUCUGACAAUCUGGUCCGAGCUGCUCAGAAGGCCGCGUUCAACAAACCGGAUGAGGAGAACGUUGUGGUGAAAACACGAUUUGUUGGAGGAAUUGCUCAGAUCAUUGCAGCCCAGGAGGAGAUGCUGAGGAAGGAGAAGGAGCUGGAGGAAGCUCGCAAGAAGCUGGCACAAAUCCGCCAGCAGCAGUACAAGUUCCUGCCCUCGGAGCUGCGUGAGGAUGAAAGCUAAUUGUCAGAGGCUGGCAAGCCAGCGCGCAGGACGGAUCGCGGUCCCUCUCAGAACUUGAGCCACCUCCGACUGGAAAGCUGGUCGCUUUGUGGACCGUGGAGGCUGGGGGAUCUUUUGCAUCAUCCCGGAUUUACCCAAUUGUAGAUUGUAGUCAGAGUAUGUUAGUUUUAGUAUUGGCUUCCUCUUCUCCCAAGGCUUGCAUGCACUAAAUACUUAUCAGGGACGUUUACAAAGAUGAACAGGGCAAGACCAGGUCCUGUGCAGGAGGAAGAUGCUCACGCGCAGAGUUGUAUCUCGGAUGAUCUGAGCCUGCCUGCUCCAGUGAUGUAGGAAGAUGGGAACCCGUCCCGUGGAUAACUCUGUUAUCCACCUGAGCUGAGAAUUUUCCGAAGCCGCUUGGAGGGGUUGGGGUUGGGGUGGGGUGGGGGUUAAUCAGCAUCGCCGUCGUCGUUGUGGAGAGUUGUGUAGCGCUCAGCAUUGAACUGACCCCGACCCACUGAAGAGCAGGACGGCCAGCGCGGUGUGGAGUGAGUCCCCGUCUCUCCUCCCGGGACGGGAGCCUGUCCGAAAUCCUUUAUACCCACCCACCUCCUCCCUUCCCCCCCAUCCCCACCCCAGGAUUGCUUUCUGUGCAGCCAAUGGGUGACAUCCCAAUGAGGUUCACAUUUGGAAAAGGAAUGGUGAGAGAGCAAGAAAAGAGAGAAAUAAAGCAAAAGCCAUGUUGUGUUUACAAACCCGAGUGCUCGGUUGAAACAAAAUCUAGACGUGCACUAGAAAGGCAGUGUUCUUAAAAAAAAAAAGGGGGUGCAGGGAAAUUUCAAAGCACGGUUCCAAGCUCAUGUCAUAUUUCCAGGCGAUGAUCACCCCCUGGUGUCCCUCUCCAUGUCUGUCCAUUUCACCACAUUAGCUGCACAGUUGUUUGAAUUUGACUUUUCUACUGCCUGCAACAGCUGCCUCUGUUAUUCGUACUUAAACCACCAAGCUCCUACACACUUGUCUUUUUUAGGUAGUGUUCCUGAAGUCUUAAUACCCAAGGGAGCUGCUGGUCUGAGCAGCACUUGCCUCUGGGAUUGCCUUCUAUGUUUUCCUGUCUGAUUCCUUUGUCCUUCACUUGCAGCAGCAACCUGAAAUCUCUUCUGGAUAUUGCAUUCCAUGAACUACACCAAGAUGUAUUGUAAUUAUCAGUAAUAACAGACUUGCCAAUCUCCCAGCCAGGCUCUGUCAUCUCAGUGACAUGUUCGUCUAUAAGCUAGCAUUGGAAAGAUCCAAUCUCGUUUCUAAAGUCACAGAGAAGUUUGAACUUUUUUUUUCAAAAGAAGAAAAAAUGAAUGAAAUUUAAUGUACUGAAACUAUUCGUGACAUAUUCUCGUCGGCCUUUAGGUUUGAAUUGUUUUGAGAUGGUAUGUUUGAAAGGGAAGAUGUACCUGCAAAAUCGAUACGCUGUUUUCUUUUCCGUUUUGCAAGUUUCCAUUGGCUUGCUUGACUUCCUAUGAGCCAAAGUUUAAAUGAAGCGUCACUUAUAACUGCCAUGACAGAAUGUAUUACUGUAUGUAACAUAAACAGCUAAUUUAUCGGCCACAAAAACUAUUUUUUGUAUUCACAGAAAUAAAAAAAAGAUUUCAAAGGAAA